AUGCUCUUCCUCCUCGCCUACGCCUCGGCUAGUGCCCACUCCCGCUCCGGUCACUGGCAGACGGCACUAGCAGAUGAAUGCACCGACAUUAACAACUGCCGCCGGCUCUUCGACAUCGUGUGGGGCUGCCUGGCCACCAUAUUCCUGUGCAUCUGGGUGUCCGUGCACCCGAACAUUCCUCCUCCGACAGCCGCGAGACCCGAACGCGGAGCUGGGUUUUGGAGGCGAGCGAAAUGGCAACUCGUCACUACCAACGGACCGUUGCUGCAGCGGGUAAAGCUCAUGGCCGCGGCGCUCAUCGCGCCUGAGAUUAUUGUUGGUAUGGCGGCGAAGCAGGCCAUCAUGGCCCAAUCUUUUGCUCGAGAGUUCCAUAUAUCGCUCACCCAUGGCUUCUUCCUCGUCAUGGGCGGGUUCGCCGACGCCGACGGCCACCCCAUCGUCACAGUGAAACAGCUCAUGACCGGAGAUGUGGUGCAGGAAAUUCACGCUACUCGCGAAUCGGACAUCGCAGACAAGAGCAAAGGCGAUGUGCUGUCCAAGGGCAUCGCGCUAUGCCAAGGCAUUUGGUUCAUUGCCCAAUUCGCCACACUGGCCUUCGCGACGCUCAACGGGCUCACGUGGCUGCUCUGGCUCCCGAAGCCGCUCGAUGUCCGCAAUCCGAUCCAGCUCUCUGCUACUACUAUGCAGAAUGAGGUCGUGCCCGUCAAGAUACACCCUCCCAGCAUAUCGUGGUCCAGCCGGUUCACUUCCGUCUUCAUGAACCUCUACGAGCCCCACGUGUACGAUCCUCUCUCUGCCACAUCUGUCCCGACCUUCUGGUGCACAACAUACACGGACUACGAGCGCCUCUCCGAGCACGUGCUCACGCUCCGCACCGUAGUCUUCUCCGAGCUCCUCUGCGGGUCCCUCUUUGGCGCAGUCCACUGUCCUCCGUUGUCGAAAUGUGGCUCUGGCGCGCUUCGGCGCUGA
Messenger RNA from Mycena indigotica, 969 nucleotides. RefSeq lists its product as uncharacterized. The transcript is spliced from 3 exons. Bases 1 to 969 code for a protein of 322 amino acids. The record is from RefSeq and is a predicted model, not a curated record. Lineage: Eukaryota; Fungi; Basidiomycota; Agaricomycetes; Agaricales; Mycenaceae.